AUGUCUUCUGUGGAGAUCGAGAAGAUGGUACAGGAGCUUACUGAACCUGGGGCAAUCGAUAUCCGAGAUAGCGAAUCUACAGUGUCAGCACGCGACUACCUCAUCCGUACGAGGCAGGCUCCCGACAUCGAGGUCGAGGAGGUGGAGGAGGGAUGGACUACUCCAGCCCGCGAGUCAGGUGGGGAAGAAGAGGAAGCGGAAGGGAGCGGGACGGACUCGGUUGACGACUCCCAACUGAACGAGCCUUUCUCAUGCGAAGACCUAGUCUCGAGAGUCGUCAAAUCUGACUUCACCACUUUUGUGAGGUUAAAUUUGUUGCGGCUUGCGUUUCAAAGUCCCAAACCCUCUCAGAGAGCGCAUCUUCCGUUCACCAACCCUGCGAUCAUCCCCACGGAGGACGUGGUCAUCUCAAUACCCAUUCUUCGAUGUGGUGUAUCAGUCCCAUUUCAUCCUUUCGUCGCAGCCAUUCUUAGACGCUAUGACGUAUCGCCUUUUCAGCUAACACCCAACAUAAAUGGGCGACUUCUGAAAUCAACGGGGUUGAGGGGAUGGUUUCGAACAUGGGUGACUGGAAGUCAAAAUGGUUUUAUGUUUUUAAGGUUCCUGGGAUCAGAACCGACUUUAAUCGCAGACCCAGUAUGUCGCAUAUUUGUUGACUUAGAUAAAGUUUGUUACUCUGUUUUUCGAGAUCUUUUGCUAACUCGUUCUUUUGUUGUCAUCGCAGAUAGACCAGCUCGACCAACGCUUAACGCUCAUAAAAAGGGGGUAGCUGAAAUUCUUGGGAGUCUUCCGGUACAAGAUCGCGACUGGCGAUUGCUGUGUACGACUGCCAAAUUGCGAGAACACAAACUGAUCCCUGAGAACGCGAGUCUUCAACGGGAGCCAGUAUAUAAAGAACCAUCUGAGAGACAGCAGGAGCGGAUAGAUAAACGGCUUUCCAAGCAAACUCCUCGAGAAACUUCAGACAUGACUUUCUUGAAGUCUGCCCCUGUCCUGAAGAUUAAGCAAAAGGGUGGAACACCGGCAUCUUCACCAGUCGUCGCCCAAAAAAGGAAGAGCGAUGUGAUGACUACGCUCGCUGCAGAUUCCUCCAAGAAGUUGGCCAAGACUACUCAGGAUAAGGGGAAGAAGGUUGUCAUUGAUUCUCCGGUUCGCCCUCGCGACUUCCUGGCCAUGCAGGAAAAAUUACUGGCCGAGAUUCCUUAUGAGGAACUUGUUUCUCGAUCUACUGAACUGGCCGCACAAUCUGUGGCUUUGUUUAUGAAAGCCGUGGCCACGCCUUCGAAGGAAACUGACUCGCUGAAGAGGCAGAACGCUCAUUUUCAGGAAAACAUAAAGAGGCUGAAGCAGGAGGUGGCCAAGAUGGAGGAACUUCACAAGGAGCUCGAGGAAGUCAACAGGGCCAAAGAACAGUUGGAGCUCGAGCUCAAGAAGUCGCAGGACACGAUCGCUGAGAUGGCUCGCGACUUAGAGGCUGAGAGAGAGAGUGGGAAAAAACAGUAUGAUCAGGCUGUGUCUGAUUACAUUUAUACUACUCUCUCCAAGGUCCCUGACUUCGACUUCUCGCUGCUUGGAGAUGAAGCUGCUGAAAUGGCUGAAGCCUUUCGCUCGAUGUCUCCUACCCGGACUCAAGGCAACCUUCCAGAUGAAAUCGAGGGAGUACAGGCUGAGGAGGUCGAGAAUGAAGUUGUGAGCAAGAUCGUGGAUGAGGCUGCUCCUGAUGAGACUACUCCCGCUGCUUGAUUAUUUUCUAUCUUAGUUUCACUUUUUUUUUUUUAUAUAUGCGGUACACGGGUACUCGCACUUUUGUACUUAAAGAAUUUUAUCUUACUUUUUGGACAAAUUUCUAUCCUCGCGGGGAUAGUAUGCAUUUUAAUAUUUACGCAGUACAUGGGUACUUGCGAUUUUAUUUUCAA
Molecule: messenger RNA, 1916 nt
Organism: Cannabis sativa
Lineage: Eukaryota; Viridiplantae; Streptophyta; Magnoliopsida; Rosales; Cannabaceae
Exons: 3
Coding region: 1-1743 (580 amino acids)
Source: RefSeq, a predicted model, not a curated record